GCUGAAGUAAAUGAUAAGCCGAAAUUCAACAUGGCCGAUAACAUGUGAAAGAAAACCACAUCUGGACAAAUGUAGCCAAUAUAUCAGUAAUAUACUUAGCUUUGAGAGUCGUUUGAAAAAAAAAAUUAUAUAUCUAAUGUGGUUGAUUUGUGUUUUGCACUAGUUUAGCUACUCAUGACACAAUUGUUUGGUCAUUAGCUAGUUGACAUUUUUCGAAUAGCUAGCUAGAUACAACGCUAACGUUAGCUAGCCACCAACAACAAGCCUGCGUUUUUUUUUUUUGCCGUGAGGACCUGUGCUAGCUCGCUGGGAGACGGACAAGUGUGGCUCCGAUUAAUUUAUGGAUUUACACGUGUUUAAUUAGACGGCUUCGUAUGCUAGCUACUUUGCCUCUAAAUUUGUUGUUUUGUUUGGGGUUCGGGUGGAGUCUCUGUCACCGAUAGCAUUUUUUUUGUCAAGUAGCUAGCCGGCUUUAGUUUACGUUGACACAGAACGACCAGAGAGCACACCACUAGUUGCAGAAAGGCCUAAAGGAACUGAGCCCUUCUACAUAAAAAAAGCUAACAUGGAUCCGAAGCGUGGGUACAGCAGAAGACAUCAAAACAGCAGCGAUUCGAGCAGUAACAGCCCGGGGUCGCCAGCCAGUCCUGCACCGGGAGUCAGCAAAGCAGCUGCGGCCAAUUCAUUUGCUAAUGAUGGAAGCUUUAUGGAGAUGUUCAAGAAAAAAAUGGAGGAAGAAAAAAUGAAAAAAGAAAUGGACCAAGGAUGCGGUGAUAAAAGUACUGCUGACGGACAGUCGACACAGGAAAAGAAGACUACAAGUGUGACCAGCUUUGUGGGGAAGCGCAGAGGUGGCUCUAAAUUAGCCCUCAAGACUGGCAUGGUUGCGAAGAAACAGAAAGUGGACCCUGAGAUGGAGGGCAAGGGGGAUGCCUGGACAAAAUACAUGGCAGAGGUGAAAAAGUAUAAAGCACACCAGUGUGGCGAUGAUGACAAAACCAGGCCUCUGGUCAAAUAGACUCUGGAGGACCUUUUAGAAAGAAACCAACAGUGAUUGGGACAGCCAUCAAACCUUCUGCAUACUGCCAGACUCUUUACAGCUGUAGAAGCGAUCACCUAUUUUAAUGUUUAAUCUUGUUUUUCCUGUUUUGUUUUUGGGUUUAAAUGAAUGUUAGCUUGUGUGCUGUAUGGGGCAAUAGCAUUUUGAUGUGGAGUUAAAGGCUUUUGGGAUUGUAUUGGAGUACAUUACUGGUCCUGCUUGAUUAUUUAAGGGUUAUACUGUCAGGAUUGUAGCUCCUGGAAUAAGUUGAGUAAUUUUUUGAGUUUGAGAUGGCAUUUGUCAGCUGAAGUUGAAAUUAUAAGCACCGCCCAUUGACCUGGGUGUGUUGGCUUUGUCUGGACCCAGAACCCUAAAGAACCUCUGGUGGAGGCACAGAAAGUUGUGCAGCCUUGUUGAUUAAUUUGACCUUUUGGGCUGCUUUGGAUAAGCAACCGUCAGGUAGUGUCUCCGGUUAGAUUGUUACCCGUCAAAUAAACAUUUGAUUAAUCAGA
This is a messenger RNA of Oncorhynchus mykiss (rainbow trout), 1551 nucleotides long. Its product is annotated as telomerase RNA component-interacting RNase. NCBI's taxonomy places the organism in Eukaryota, Metazoa, Chordata, Actinopteri, Salmoniformes, Salmonidae. Gene Ontology annotation, molecular function: 5'-3' exonuclease activity; 3'-5' exonuclease activity. The record is from RefSeq and is a predicted model, not a curated record.